Messenger RNA from Aspergillus versicolor CBS 583.65, 893 nucleotides. RefSeq names its product mitochondrial 37S ribosomal protein uS8m. The coding region runs from base 153 to 665 and encodes 170 amino acids. Lineage: Eukaryota; Fungi; Ascomycota; Eurotiomycetes; Eurotiales; Aspergillaceae. Gene Ontology annotation, molecular function: structural constituent of ribosome. Gene Ontology annotation, biological process: translation. The record is from RefSeq and is a predicted model, not a curated record. The transcript is spliced from 2 exons. Gene Ontology annotation, cellular component: mitochondrion; ribosome.
CGCGGUCAACAGCUUCACGCCAUCUAGAUCUCGAGUUACGUUCUCAGUGUUUGCGAUACCCCGGGUCUUUCCCCCUUCAUACCUCACAGAACGCUUAAUUGCCAAUUCCUCCGAGGCCCAUCCGGGUCAAUUCCGCCAGAUCGCAGCUUAGAAUGUCUCUCGUCAAUCUAGCCCACGUCUGCUCGCACCUGAACAAUGCAACCAAGGCUCGGCUUGGCUUUACUUCGAUCCCGAACUCCAACCUCCACCUGAAGCUUUGCCUCGCCCUCCAGAAUGACGGUUUCCUUUCGUCUGUCGUGCGCGGAGGCCCCGAACCGCCGGCUAUGCAUAACCUGCUUGGAAUUCCGAUCGCACACGGUGAAACACAGCCAUUGGAGCCUUUAACACAGAGCAACAUUGCCUCAAGGCGGCUGUGGUUGGGUCUGAAGUACUGGCAAAGUCAACCGGUUCUUUCCAAAAUAUCCUUGGUCAGCAAACCCACCCGACGGAUCACCAUUGACGUUGCCGGCCUGCGCGAAGUCGUUCGAGGGGAAAGAAGCGAUUAUGUCGAAGGACUGCGGUCGCCCGGCGAGAGUCUCUACCUUUCGACGGACCAGGGCGUCAAGGAAGCACGAGAGUGUGUCGAGAAGAAGAUUGGAGGGCUUGUCCUUUGUCGCGUUCUAUAAUAACUUAGUGGAGGGGAUAGACCGUCGCUGAGAUAUCUAUUCGAGGGGUGUUGUACGAUGGGCUUGCAUUAUAUCCGGAGUUUGGUCAGUCGCAGCAUCUCAUUUACUUCCUGUUUGCGACUGUUGGGAUAAACAACUACUGUACAUUAACCGAAGUAACUUCAAUUACCAUUUCUUUAUUGUCCCUAGCCAUUUUCUGCGGAUAUAUCAAGGGAACCGUAAUUAAAG